AUGAGGUGUGACGAUCUCCGCAGUCGGCUGGAGAAUCUCCCGCAGGAGCUGUACGAUGAGAUCCGAGCCCUGACUUUUGCAUUCGACUUCACGUCGGAAGCUCGCUGCAUCGACCAGCAUGGCUACAAGCCUCCCAUGCAACUCCAAAUCAACCAAAACCUUCGCGCUCAAUUCCUCCCGCGGUACUACGGCUCAGAAGAAGACUGGGUGUUCGUGUCAAGGUCGCGCUUCGAUAACCACUUCAAAGACGUUGAGAUGUGGCUCAAUUCCCUGUCGCCAGAAGCGUUGUUUGCAGUUCACAAUCGCAAGAGAAGGGCGCUCCCUGGACGUUGCGAUGCUGAAGGCCACUAUUCCAUCGUGGCUGCUGGGCCUGGAGCCCCGGAGUCAGUGAAUACGGGCGUCGAGUGA
This is a messenger RNA of Ramularia collo-cygni, 408 nucleotides long. RefSeq lists its product as uncharacterized. The record is from RefSeq and is a predicted model, not a curated record. NCBI's taxonomy places the organism in Eukaryota, Fungi, Ascomycota, Dothideomycetes, Mycosphaerellales, Mycosphaerellaceae. The coding region runs from base 1 to 408 and encodes 135 amino acids. The transcript has 2 exons.